Molecule: messenger RNA, 2631 nt
Organism: Didymodactylos carnosus
Lineage: Eukaryota; Metazoa; Rotifera; Eurotatoria; Philodinida; Philodinidae
Source: the annotation of a GenBank genome assembly
AUGAUAUGUGAUCCGCAAAAGACAAAAAAGUUUAUUCAAAAAUUAUCAAAAAUGCAGAGUAUAGAUGAGCUAUUAAGAAUAGAAAAAAGUGCGAAUGUUGCUCAUGUUAUUCAAUAUAAAUUACUCAUCUAUGAAAAAUGCAAAAAUCGAGAGUUGAUCAACGAGCCACGUUCAUCGAUGACAAAUAAACGAUUGUAUACAUCUUUUGAUUUUGAUCUUCCAAUUCCUGGUUUUCCAAAACAAUUAUUACCACUGGCUAUUAUAACAUUCCAACGUUCACUGGAUGUUAGUCUAUACGAUUUUUUAAAUAACUUUUUCGAUGAUAAUGAACAACAUUGUCAAUUGGAUCAAUCGUUUCUUAUACCAUCAUUUGUUGGCGAAGAAAAUGUAAGGGAAGAAAACCAAGAAAAUCAACAAUUAGAACAGGACAAUGAUGUAUUUAUUGAGAAACCUCCAGAAAAAAUUAUACCACGAAAGAUUAAAACAAUUAUAUUAAGAGAACAAGAACAAGAAGAUACGCUAGAAACGCAUCAUUCUAGCUUAGUCAAAGAAAGUGAAGCAACACUGGUAGAAGAUAUAUUGAAAUUACCAUCAACAUCUCAACCUCAAUUAGAACAACAAGAAAAAGAAGAUGAAAGUCUUCCAUUACAAUAUAGAAAUUGUUAUAUCUCAAUACCACGAAUUGAUUUAUCGUUGUUUGAUAUCAGCAAUACACCUCGUUCAUCGACAACAAAUCAAAAAUCAAAACAAAAGCUAAUAUUAUCAUCUUCUUCAACUACCAAUAAGAAGCAACCCAUAAUAACAAUAACAACAAAUCAACCAUUGAAAAAACUUUUCAAGCCGAUUUCUGUUGAAAAUAAACUCGACAAAAAAUUAACUUCAAUUAAAAAAUUACCACUUGAUAUGUCAAAAAAAUCGUCAACCAUGACAGUGAAAACAUCAACAACAAUUCCAAUGGAGAACAUAAAAAUUUCCCAUAAUCAGAAUAAACCGAUGUCCAAAUCUAGUAUGGAAAAAAAAUUAUUAAAACGUUUGUCGACAACAACACCAACGAUAACCGAGAAAAAACCGUUAAAAUUAAUAAUAACAUCAUUAUUAAAUGGUAAUCCAACAGUAAAAUCAUCCAGCGACACAAACACGCCUCAAACAAAAGCAAGUCCUGUAAAACCACCGAUGAUAGCUUCUUCACCCGUUUUAUUAACUCAAGCUUCAUCAACUGUUUCCUUAAUCCAGAAGCCAUCACCUCCUCCUAACAUUAAAUAUAGAUGGGAAGAGUGCUACAUUGAUUUACCGCGUCUUGAUUUAUCUCAAUACGAUAUCGAUCUGCCGUCACCAAUUAGAUCCAUUUCACCUAUACAGUCAGCAAACAAUAAUUCAGAAAUGAACAGAAAGAUACAGAAAAAGGCACAUUGUCUACCGCAGAUAUUGAAAAAGGCUGUAAAUGCGCAAAUUACGGAAUCAUCCUUCGUAGAAUCACCGAAUGAACAAGUUCUCUUAUCCCCACAACAUCAACAGCAAGAACUAUCAACAUCAGAUAUAAAGAAGUAUGUUGAAGAACUAAGCAUAUUAACAAAUGAUGAAAACGUAGAACCAAUGGAUUUUGAGGAUGAAAAGCAAAUAUUUUUCAAUGCUGAUGAAAAUUUUUGGAAUUUUGCAAUACAGCCAUCCGAAAUGCAUACACCAGAAUCAACAACAACGACGACUAUUGAUUUACAUCAACAAGAAGACAAGCAAAUCGAUAGUUUUCUUUCAUUGAAUGUAGUACUGGAGCAGGAUGAUGAUAAAAAUAAUUUAGUUGAAGGAGUAUCUAGUACACGGACGAGUUUGUGUUUAAGUCAAACUCCUUUUUCAUUACCAAAUAUUAGUUCAUUUCUAUCACCAACGAACGCAGUCACCACUAGUCGUCCAGAUUCACCUACUACUGCUGCUGCUGAUUUGGAGACAUCAUCGUCAUUAUUAUUGCUAAACGAUAUAACACAGUCUUCGUCAUUCUUUUCAAAUGAAAAUAUGCAAUUUCACGAAAACAAGGACAUUGAUCAAAUGACUGAUAUUAAACCUAUACUCGAUUAUGAACUACCAAAAGUAUUAAAUGUUUCAUAUUGUGAUUAUCCGGCUAAUCGUCAACUAUUACCAUUAUUUUCAAAUAUUAACUCACCAUCGUAUUCACCAUUAUCAAUUCCAUUAAUUUCAAAUUCAGUAUUGCUAGCUGAUCCACGUAUAGUUCCGUAUGUUGUUAGAAAAAUGUAUACACUACCUAUAAAAAAUAAAUGUCUUCUGUGUCCACCAUCGUUCAAAACAACUAAUAUUGAUUUAUCAUCACUAAUUAAAAAAGAAAUUCCCAUGGAAUUGAUCAGUUCUGAAAUUGUCGUUUGUGAUCCUAGACAAAAUGCGUUAGAAAUGAAAAUUUUAAAUUUAUUGUACGAUCUUGUAAAACACUCGAUACCGUCCGAUAUUUGCCUCAAGUUCAAAGAUUUAUUAUAUCAUCAAACAAUAUUUAAAACAAAUUGUGUUCAUCAUCGUCAAUUAUUAGUUCAAAAAUUAGAACAAGUUAAAACGAUUGAUAAGUUAAACGAAUUAGAACUCGAUAAAGAACUUGAAUUUCCAAAUACAAUUAAAUUGUUAUUCCAUUAA